Kogia breviceps (pygmy sperm whale) is the source of this 993-nucleotide messenger RNA. RefSeq names its product leucine rich single-pass membrane protein 1 (gene LSMEM1). The record is from RefSeq and is a predicted model, not a curated record. Lineage: Eukaryota; Metazoa; Chordata; Mammalia; Artiodactyla; Physeteridae.
ACCUUAGGCACUAUGAAAAAAAGUCAGUAUUUGGAAUCUUAUACUGCUUGGCUAAGUUAACACUAAAUAUAGACCAGCAGUUUCAUGCUGGGGUUUAUGGGCCUUAUAGGAGCACCGUGUGCCGAAGGGAGGCAAAGAAAGAGCUACAGAAUUUCUGGGACAAUGAAUCCUUCCCGGGACACCGGCUCUGGAGGCAUUCCUGAAGAUAGAAAGCUUUAUGUUGUGGAUUCCAUAAAUGACUUAAACAAACUAAACCUCUGUCCUGCCGGAUCGCAGCAUCUGUUCCCUCUAGAGGAGAAAAUCCCGGACAUCGGCACUAACUCAGGAAAUGGAAACCACAGUCUGGUUUUGGUGGGGCUGAUCAUCGUGCUGAUUGUCAGCCUGGUACUGGUUUCCUUCGUGAUAUUUCUGAUAGUUCAAACUGGCAACAAGAUGGAAGAUGUAUCAAGAAGACUAGCAGCUGAGGGGAAGGACAUAGAUGAUCUUAAGAAAAUCAACAGCAUCAUUGUAAAGCAACUCAACCAACUGGACUCUGAACAGAACUAAAGGAAUGAUCUUCCAAGAGCAACCGCUAACACCUGAGCUUCUCGCUGUCCUGGGAUGGUACAGGGUUAAGAACUGACCAAGGGCAUAUCUGCAGGCAACAAAAGGCCAACUUUCCACUACAGGGAUGGGAGCAGCUCCAAGGCAAGGGGGGCUGGGGACAGCCGCCAGAAGGGGGCUGAUUUUGUGGUAGGGUCCUUCAGCUUUCUUGGGGUUAAAGGUGGCUGGCAUGGAAACAAGGAACAGGAAACAAGAAUGGGAAUUUGGCUCUGUAUGUACAGCUUCUUUUACGAAAGGAGCUUUGGCACCAGAAUAAGUUCACUGUGGCCAGUAAAUUUCACAGCACCUCAUGUAACUUUAUGAACUCCCUCGAAAGCCUAAGGAAUUCAUUGAAUUAUUUGUGUUCAAGGGAAUCAGGUGAUAACUCUUUGCAAUAAAAUAGAUUCUGCU